Molecule: messenger RNA, 476 nt
Organism: Racocetra fulgida
Lineage: Eukaryota; Fungi; Glomeromycota; Glomeromycetes; Diversisporales; Gigasporaceae
Source: the annotation of a GenBank genome assembly
UCUGGGAACUGUGAUCAAGAAGUCCAAAACUUUGUUCAAACAUUAGAAAAAGUAAAACAACUUGUUCCAAACGGAGAUUCGUUGCGUCUAGAAAAACUCCGAAGUUUUGGAGAAGGUGAAGUUUUAGAACAACGGGACGAGAAACUUCUAUGGCAAAGACUGGAGAAUGAUUUAAAGAAUGUUGAAUUGAAUAAACUGCCAUAUAAUCACCCACUUUGCUCUGGUAUAUUAGAUAUCGAGUCAUCACCUAUCUCUGAUCUACCGGAAACUCUUCGUGAUGUUUUUGAAAAAAAUACCAAACUAAAAUUUUGUAUGGAUAACAAUGAAAUGUUAUUGCAAACUUGCGAAGAGUUUAUUCAAGAGGUAAGUAUUAGAGUAGAGGAACCACUAUUGGAAGCUCGUGAUCCUCCAUUCGGCCAAUGGAUAGAGAAUUCUGAAAAGUUGAAAAAUAUAACGAAACGAUUAUUGGAAACAUU